This is a messenger RNA of Cantharellus anzutake, 1164 nucleotides long. Its product is annotated as P-loop containing nucleoside triphosphate hydrolase protein. Gene Ontology annotation, cellular component: DNA replication factor C complex; nucleus; Elg1 RFC-like complex. The record is from RefSeq and is a predicted model, not a curated record. Gene Ontology annotation, molecular function: ATP hydrolysis activity; DNA binding; ATP binding. Lineage: Eukaryota; Fungi; Basidiomycota; Agaricomycetes; Cantharellales; Hydnaceae. Gene Ontology annotation, biological process: DNA repair; DNA-templated DNA replication. The transcript has 9 exons. Bases 1 to 1017 code for a protein of 338 amino acids.
AUGGCAAAAGACGGUUCCGGAGAUGACUCGGUGCCCGAAGCAUACGAGCUCCCUUGGGUAGAAAAGUACCGGCCCCGAAAGCUGGAGGACGUAGUUGGCAACUCAGAAACAAUCGAUCGCUUAAAGGUCAUUGCUCGCGAAGGAAAUUGCCCCCACAUUAUAAUAUCCGGCCUACCUGGAAUUGGAAAAACGACUAGCAUCCACUGUCUUGCCCAUACACUAUUGGGUGAUUCCUAUAAAGAAGGGGUCCUGGAGCUCAAUGCAUCCGAUGAAAGAGGCAUAGAUGUUGUGCGAAAUAAGAUCAAAACCUUCGCCCAAAAGAAGGUCACCCUCCCGCCUGGCCGCCACAAAAUAGUUAUACUUGACGAGGCAGAUAGCAUGACUGCAGGCGCUCAACAAGCCAUGCGUCGGACCAUGGAGAUUUACUCAAACACAACACGAUUCGCUUUAGCGUGCAAUACUUCCAACAAAAUCAUCGAACCUAUACAGAGCCGAUGUGCCAUCCUCCGUUACUCAAAGCUAAAAGAUGCCGAGAUUCUGAAGCGGUUACUUGAGAUAUGCGAACUCGAAAAGGUCGAAUACAAUGAUGAGGGUAUCUCGGCGUUGAUAUUCACUUCCGAAGGCGACAUGCGGCAAGCCAUAAACAACUUGCAGUCUACCUGGUCUGGAUCUGGCUUCGUCAGCAGCACCAAUGUUUUCAAAGUGUGCGACCAGCCACACCCAAUCGCAAUCCAGGCAAUAAUUAGGGCAUGCCAGAAAGGUGAUAUUGAUGGCGCAAUGGAAAAGUUGAAGGAUGUUUGGGAUCAGGGCUACAGCGCAAUAGAUAUUAUCACGACAAUAUUUCGUGUGGUCAAGACAUUCGAUGAACUUCCCGAGUAUACGAAGCUUGAAUUCAUCAAAGAGAUCGGUUGGACACAUAUGCGGAUCCUCGAGGGUGUGGGGACAUUGAUCCAGCUUUCUGGACUCUUAGCACGUCUUUGCAAACUGAAUAUGAAACCUGAAUUAUUCAAAGUGUAAUCUUGUCGUACUAGAUAAAAGCCUCGCGCUGAGUGAAUACAGAAUUCUAUUAUGACUUCGGGAACGGUCUAUCUUGGUCUCCCUAUGUCUCCGGGAGUUCAAUUUCAAUAUUUCCGCUCUAAUUCUGCCGUAACUUGACGCUUCUCU